CAUUAUUCUGUCAUGCUCUUUCUCUCUUAUUUUAGUAGUGACAUCAAUGACAUGGAAGUAGAGAAUGAUACCCAAAUUUCAGAAUUUCUUCUUCUGGGAUUUUCUGAGGAACCAGAAUUGCAACCCUUCCUCUUUGGGCUGUUUCUGUCCAUGUACUUGGUCACUCUACUUGGGAACCUGCUCAUCAUCCUGGCUGUCAGCUCAAACUCUCACCUCCACACACCCAUGUAUUUCUUCCUCUCCAACCUGUCCUUUGUAGACAUCUGUUUCACCUCCACCACCAUCCCCAAGAUGCUAGUAAAUAUACAAACACAGAGAAAAGCCAUAACUUAUGAAAGCUGCAUCAUGCAGAUGUACUUUUUCAUACUUUUUAUAGGUUUGGACAACUUCCUCCUUACUGUGAUGGCUUACGACCGCUUUGUGGCCAUCUGUAACCCCCUGCACUUCAUGGUCAUCAUGAACCCCCGGCUCUGUGGAUUGCUGGUUUUGGUGUCUUGGAUCAUGAGUACCCUGCAUUCCUUGUUAGAAAACUUAAUGAUGUCACAGCUGUCCUUCUGUACAGAGGUGGAAAUCCCCCACUUUUUCUGUGAACUCAAUAAGAUGAUCCAACUUGCCUGUUCUGAUACCUUUCUGAAUAACUUGGUGAUGUAUUUUGCAACUGUGCUGUUGGUCGGUGCUCCUCUGACUGGCAUCCUUUGCUCUUACUCUAAGAUAGUUUCCUCUAUACGUAGGAUCUCAUCAGCUGAAGGGAAGUACAAAGCAUUUUCCACCUGUGCAUCUCACCUCUCAGUUGUCUCUUUAUUUUAUUGUACAGGCUUAGGAGUGUACCUUAGCUCUGCUGCUCCCCAGAGCUCCCAUUUGAGUGCAGUAGCCUCGGUGAUGUACACAGUGGUCACACCCAUACUGAACCCCUUCAUCUACAGUCUGAAGAACAAAGAAAUAAAGGGGACUCUAAUUGUAUUUUUCAAGAGAAAGCCAUAA
Messenger RNA from Enhydra lutris kenyoni (northern sea otter), 981 nucleotides. RefSeq names its product olfactory receptor-like protein OLF4. Bases 13 to 981 code for a protein of 322 amino acids. The transcript has a single exon. Gene Ontology annotation, cellular component: membrane. Gene Ontology annotation, biological process: G protein-coupled receptor signaling pathway. Lineage: Eukaryota; Metazoa; Chordata; Mammalia; Carnivora; Mustelidae. Gene Ontology annotation, molecular function: olfactory receptor activity; G protein-coupled receptor activity. The record is from RefSeq and is a predicted model, not a curated record.